Messenger RNA from Sclerotinia trifoliorum, 2162 nucleotides. NCBI's taxonomy places the organism in Eukaryota, Fungi, Ascomycota, Leotiomycetes, Helotiales, Sclerotiniaceae. The record is from the annotation of a GenBank genome assembly.
CAAUUCAACCAUUCACUUGUUCACUUACCUGUCUAUUAUCUACCUACCCUACGAUAUGGUAUUAUUCUUGUUUAUUGAAUAACUUCCGCUUUUUGUUUCAGUGAUUUUCUCAGAUACAAUCAUUCAAUUCAAACAGUCGGAGACGGACAGGUAAUUACACACCGGAUCCGUUCAUUAUUUCAACUUUAUCCCCAUAAAGUUAUCCUCCUGAGCGCGCGCAUUCAUCCUUUCGAAUAACGAUAUCCACAACAACUUAACUCGAUUCUUGCACAUUCUCGUAUUCCAAAUUUUUGAUAAUACAUCCAUCUAGCUAUCUCCACUUCCAACAUCAUGGGUCUCCUUAAAACUCUCCUGUACCUUUCUGUCCAUCCAAAUCAGUUAAGAGCAAUCUUACAAUGGUAUAUAUUUUGAAUACAUCUCCUCAUCUGCCAUCACUAAUGCAUGAAUUAGGAAACUAUGGCACGACCCAGUCCAUACCAGAGAUCCAUCCAAGGAAUCUCAAUCUCUGAAAGACUGUUUCAAAUACCUCGAAAUGACCAGUCGAAGUUUCAGUUCAGUUAUUCAAGAAUUGAACCCCGAAUUACUUGUGCCAGUCGCCCUUUUCUAUCUGAUUUUGCGAGGACUGGAUACGGUCGAAGAUGACAUGACAAUACCAUUAGAGAAGAAGGAACCACUGUUGAGAACCUUUGAUAGCAUUAUUGAGGAGGACGGAUGGACAUUCAAUGAGAAUGGACCCAAUGAGAAAGAUCGAGAACUUUUGGUUCACUUCGACUGUGUCAUUACUGAAUUCAAGAAGUGCAAACCUGCCUAUCAGAAGAUCAUCAAGGAUAUUACGAAGAAGAUGGGUGACGGAAUGGCCGAUUAUGCGAAUAAUGCAGAGCACAACAUCAAUGGUGUCAACACAAUCAAGGAUUAUGAAUUAUACUGUCAUUACGUUGCUGGUCUUGUAGGAGAUGGUUUAACAAGACUGUUUGUGGAGAGUAAAUUGGCAAAUCCAGCUUUGCUCAACAGACCAGAAUUGUGCGAGUCCAUGGGUCAAUUCCUUCAAAAGACGAAUAUCAUUCGUGAUAUUCGGGAAGAUUUUGAUGACAAGAGACGUUUCUGGCCUAAGGAAAUCUGGUCAAAGCAUGUUGAAAAGUUUGAUGACCUCUUUGAUCCCAAGAAUAGAGAAGUGGCUUUGGCUUGCAGUUCGGAAAUGGUGCUUAAUUCCCUUCGCCAUGCGGAUGAAUGUCUGUUUUAUAUGGCGGGCAUAAAAGAUCAGAGUGUCUUCAAUUUUGUUGCUAUCCCACAAGCCAUGGCAAUCGCAACCUUGGAGCUUGUUUUCCAGAACCCUGCUAUUUUCGAGAAGAAUGUUAAGAUAACAAAAGGUGAUGCUUGUCAAUUAAUGAUGGAAUCUUCGCAAAACUUGCGUACGGUUUGUGAUAUCUUUAAGAGAUAUGCAAGGAGGAUACAUAAAAAGAACUCGCCUAAGGACCCUAACUUCCUCAAGAUUAGCAUUGCUUGCGGAAAGGCAUGUGAUCCAGUUCGAUUAUUCAAGAAUUCGGUUGCUAAUAUUCAUCAGAUCGAACAAUUUAUUGAAUCUAUAUUCCCAUCCCAAGAUCCAAAAGCUAUUGCUUUACAACAAGCUGGUGAAACAUCUGCGGCCCAGAAGAAAUCAGCAGCCGAAGAAGCAGAGGCUAAGAAAGAUGUGAUGUACCUCAUGCUGGCAGUUCUCGGGACCCUUUUAGUCAUCUCUGGACUUAUGGUAUGUCUCUUCCCCUUGGCCCAUGGAACUUCACUAACAGGAUCCAGAUUGGAGCAGCAUGGCUAGCAGGAGCUCGAUUUGACGUUGCCAUAGGCGAACUUAAGAAAGGAAAUUACGUACCCAAACACGACACAGGUAGCCCGGAAACGCAAAGUAUUGCACAGGGAUAUGAUCAUGCGGAACUCUAAUCAUUUGCCUUUUAAUUAUGCCUCUAUUUAACUGAUGAGUUUACCGGCACGGCGCGGCGCGGCUCUAAUGAACUCAUACUACCUAGAUACUACAUGAUCUUUUUCCUCAUUGUACUUCAGAUCUCUUAAUAGAUGUACCAUAAAUUUGGGUCAUGCUGAUAUUGAUAGAAAUAAUGGGAUGUGUAUUAAUGACUUAUUUUCGCCGAAUUUCGAGCCUUUGAUUGAUAAGU